AUGUCGUCGAAGACUGCCAGCCCAACGAAAGAGAAAUUCACACCUUCCGCAAGACCGCUCAAAUGCAAAUUCUGUUGGCGGAGAUUUAAAUACAGAGACUGCCUGACAGACCACAUGCGCAGGGAUCAUCUACAGACGAUCAUGAACUCGAUCAUUGAGCGAAAGAAGAGCCAGCUGAGCCAGUCGGGUGGUCUCCUCGUCAUCGAGCAGCACGAGAUCGAGGCGGAGCUAGACGAACGCAAGCCUGUCCGCGUCUCUGUCAUCAAACGUCUUCCCAACUAA
Messenger RNA from Oikopleura dioica, 282 nucleotides. Lineage: Eukaryota; Metazoa; Chordata; Appendicularia; Copelata; Oikopleuridae. The record is from the annotation of a GenBank genome assembly.